Molecule: messenger RNA, 5423 nt
Organism: Linum trigynum
Lineage: Eukaryota; Viridiplantae; Streptophyta; Magnoliopsida; Malpighiales; Linaceae
Source: the annotation of a GenBank genome assembly
CAUAUUGAUUGCACUAUUAGUCGAACCAUGCCAUUGACUAAACCGGAUUGAUAUACUUGCAUAGAAGUAGAACCAAUCUCACGUGUCCAUUCCCGCCAUCAAUCUUAUAUCUCUCCUUCCUCCACCGAUACAGUGGCCGAGCUCAAGGAGCCAUGGACGAACUCAGCUGCCCUCCGACUUCAUUUUCGGACAUGAACGCCGCUAGCUCCUGGAGUGAGGCCUUUAUCCCCGGCCGCUUCUAUGUUACCCCUCUCAACGCCGAAAAUUCCCGUUGCUCGCCCGGAAUCGUCGGAAAAAAAGGUUUCGAUUUGGGGAAGGAAGGAAAGCCCUAAUGAGAGCCAUGCGAUCGCCGGUUGGAGGACAGAUGACAUCAUGCAACCUUCUAAUAUCUGGUAAUUGUUAUUCCCAUUUAGCAUGUCCUCUAAUCUUCCCCUAAUUUUAGCUUUUGGGCAUUGUUAAUUGGCUGUUCAUCACAUGAUUAGGCAGCCGCGAGAAUCUAUGGAUUUUUUCCUAGGUUUCCACACGAUGAUAAUAAAAUAUCCAGUAAUGGUCGCCCACUCAGCAUUUCAUAUCAAAUCUUCUGAAUUAUCUUCCUUGAGGGUCAUUUAUUAGGGUAUCACAAUGAUGGGCAGUCGUUGACAUUUGAACUAGAUCUGUUUUACACCACCAAUCAAUCGAUUUUCAGUCUUUCAUUCUGCAUUGAGAACCCAGGGUUUUGCUUCGCUACAAAAUGACUCAAGUGCUUCUGAUCCUUAUUGCUAAACAGGUCUUUGGCAAAGUAACCAACUUGGCAUCGGUGGAGAUUGUACUGUUGUGGAACUUCAAUGGGGAGCUAGAGAAGCUGAAGGACCCGGUCUCCACUAUCCAGGCCGUGCUCCUUGACGCCGAGGAGAAGCAGGUCCACAGCAACCAAGUCAAAGAUUGGCUCGAGAAGCUGUCUGAGGCGAUGUAGGAUGCUGAUGAUCUGCUUGAUGAUGUCUCCAUCGAGGCUGCACGAGCAAAACAUGCUGCAGAUGAUGAUGGCAGGAGAAGAACAUGGGCAAGUUGUUGGAGUGUGGUAAGAUUUCUGGUCUCCUCCCUUCCGAAGCAAUUGCUUCAUACCCUUAAGAUGGCUCGUGAUCUUAAGGCUAUUCGGGAAAAGCUCGAUAUGACAUCGAAAGAUAAGGAUAAUUUCAAGUUGGAAGUUCGUACCAAGCAAGCUCUUGUUUUGUGUCGGGAGACGGAUUCUUGUCCUCCCACAAUUGUUAUUGGGAGAGAAGUUGACAAAAGGAGAAUCAUUCAGCUGCUACUAAUCCCAAUUGUGAGGAGAUCAGUUUUGUUGUCCCUAUUGUUGGAAUAGGCGGAUUAGGGAAGACCACGCUCACUCAGCUCGUUUAUUGCGAUGAUCAAGUGAAGGCACAAUUUGAGAUCAGAGUGUAGGUGUAUGUUUCACAGAAGUUCGAUAUAAAAGGGAUUCUGGGGAAGAUAUUGCAAUCCAUCAGUGGUGAAAGCCAACCAGAUCUCGCAUUGGAUGUUCUGAUAGGUAAUUCCACAAGGAAAUUAGUGGGAGAAGGUUCCUGUUAGCUUUGGAUGAUGUUUGGGAGGAAAACGUUGAAAGUUGGGAAGCUUUAGGAAAAUAUUUGAAGGUUGGUGGCUCUGGCAGCAGAGUGUUGGUAACCACUCGGUCAAAAGAAGUGGCCGAGAUCAGUUGCAGAAUUUUGAAACUGGGAGCAAGAAGUAGUAUGAUGGUGUCCCCCUAUUUCCUGGAAGGCCUAUCACUUGAUGAGCAGUUUGAUUGUGGAAAAGGCCCUUCCUGGAAAAGUCCCACAAAACUUGAAUGUAGAAAGAACUGGGAAAGAGGUGCUAAGGAAACGCUGUGGAGUUCCCCUUGCUGUAAGUACAAUAGCUGGUCUAUUACGUUCCAAACAUCCCGAAACUUAAUGGUCAUUGUUUUCAAAUAAUGAUUUGUUGAGCAUUUCUGAAGAAAAGAAUCUUACCAUGUCAACACUGCGACUCAGUUUCGAUCAUCUUCCUUCCCAUCUGAAACGUUGCUUUACUUUUUGCAAGUUGUUUCCAAAGGGUUGUGAAUUGUAUGUUCAACCUUUAGUACACCUUUGGAUAGCACAAGGAUAUAUCGAAUUGGGAGAUGAAGGUUCAGAGGAAAUGGUGGAGGUCGUUUUUCCAUGAGGUGAAGAUGGAUAUGUUGGGCAAUAUAGAAACUUGCAAGAUACAUGAUUUGGUUCAUGAUUUAUCCUCGUCAUUAACAGGAGCAAAAAUCCUCGAAAUUUCAGAUUCAAGUGCUCUGAAGAAUAUCUCUUCAAUAACUCGUCAUUUAGCUGUGAUGCAGGGAACUAGAGUUGGUGCUGGUUAUUUGCGAGAGUCAACCAAGUCGAGAACAUUUAUGUGUCAUACGCCAAUAGAAGAAUAAAAAAAGAUCAUCCGCUACUUCAGAUUUUUGCGGGUGUUGGUAUUAUCAGUAGAAAGAAAUUUACUGAAUUGGCGGAGUCCAUUGAUUCUGGAAGAAGACUCGUGGCUCCUACGUGGUCAUAACAGACAAGAUUCUGAACUGCUUGAUUGUAUUGGUGAGUUGAAGCAUUUAAGAUUUCUUCGUUUCUCCUGCCAACAAAUGACAAAGCUUCCCGAUUCGGUUACUAACCUCCUUACUAUUCAUGUGCUUGACCUCUCAUUAUGUAGUCACCUCACAGAAUUACCUAGAGAUAUCAGAAAGCUAGUUAAUUUGAAGCAUCUUUACCUCAAUCAUUCUCUGAAAUGUAAUCAUAUGCCUAAGGGGAUUGGGGAAUUAACGCCCCUUCAGACACUAAAAAAGUUUGUGGUUGGCACAAGGACCGGUGGAGAGGUUGGGGGGCUGGAUGAGUUGAAUGGGUUAAUUGGUUUACGUGGGGAGCUCACCAUUGAAAGCUUGACUAAUGCUGUACCUGUGGAUCUUUAUGUCUUGAAGAAACAGUCAUGUCUUCAGUCUUUGAUUUUGAAAUGGAAUGAACGGGACGACAAUGGAGACUAUUCUUCUACUAAUAAAGACGAAGAGAUCCUGGAAAAGCUCUGCCCACACCCUAAUCUAAAGAAGUUGGAGAUACACCAUUAUGGAGGCUUGAAGCUCUCCAGCUGGUUGUCUUCCAUCACGAAUUUGGCGGAAAUUUCAUUAGCAGGUUGCUGGCGAUGUGAGUAUCUCCCAUCAUUGCAUCAACUCCCAGCUCUGAAGAAGCUCCACAUCCUGAAUUGUCCUAAUCUAAAGGCCAUUGAUAUAGAGAAAGAGGAAGAGGAGUGGCCAUGUUUUCCUUGUCUUUCUCACUUGGAAAUACUCGACUGCCCAAACUUGACUCGCAUGCCUCUCUUUCCAACUGUUGAACAAAAGUUGUCCCUGCAGAGAACCAGCUCACAAGCAUUGGUCCGGACAAUGAAGAAGGCAGCCCCUGAUACAGAGGAACAUAUGUCCUCUUCUUAUUCUUGCCCUCCACUCUCCAAGUUGACACAUUUGAAACUCGAGGGGAUUGAUGACUUGGAAUCUCUGCCAGAAGAAGGCAUGCACAACCUCACUUCCCUUCAAGAGCUUUUUAUUUUCGAAUGUCCGAGGCUAGCAUCUUUGCCUCAAGCAGUGCAACACCUCCCCUCCUUACAAACAUCAAACAUUUGGCGAUGUCCUCAGUUGUCAACAGAAAGAUGCAGUGAGAACGAGGAAGAAGAUAUCAUCAGUUUGGACUUCCAGAAAACCUCCAUGGGUUCAGCUUAUCCAUAUUGUCCAAAGUGUUCUGGGCAAAUUACCAAGAAAGUAAUAUUGAGGAGGAGGAUUCCUGGGCAGCCGCAGCUGGGCAUGUUUCCUUAGUAGCUGCUCUCAAAUUGGGUACGACUCUAGCUCAACUCGACACCUCUUUGCUCAUUUUACAACUUUUUAUACGUAGUGUUAAGGACCGAACCUUGAAUAUGGCUGGAAGAAAGUGUUGAUGGCAGGAAAGAAUCUGAAUAAGCAAUGUCGUUUGAUUGACUUGAAGACUGAAGGAGAACAAAAUGCAGUUGUGUCGUUUUAGUGUCACUUGGUCAAUUUUGUUUUAGUAUUUAUUCUUGAUUAUUGUUUGAGUCUAUCGUGUUAAAGAGCUUACGGCUCGAAUAAGAGUCAAUUUAGGAAGUGGUUAGUAAUGGUAGCUGAAGUCCAGGAGCAAUGACGUUAGAGUCUGUUAGGUGUAGCCGAGAUCAAAGGCUGGAACCUGUAUUUAUAGUAUUUUCUCAUCAGUUCAAAAAUUGUCAGUUUGCAGAGAUUUGGCUUCACACGUAGAUGAGUAUAAGUGUUGGAAUAGAAGAGGGCAGAUCAAUUUCUUCUUAACCAUUCCUUUACUAGGAUGGUUGAUUGUUUUAAACAGACAAGGAGGACCUUCUGCUACACUUGAACUGAUGUGUGAAAGCUAGAGAAGCCAUUAUAAUUUAAAUAAUUUCUUAUCCAUUCAUCAUUGCAUUUUAAUUAAAUAAUUUCUUAUCUUGCACAAAGGUUUAAAAAAAUAUUCCUUGGUUAAUUCUUUUGUUUUUUUGAGGGAUUCUUUGCUCAAUUCUUUGUGUUGGGUUUUGGGUUACAGCUCCUCUAUGUUAUCCAAACUGUUCCGGGCAAAUAACCGAUCGAGUAAUAUGGAGGCAGAAGAUUCAGGAGAUGUUUCCUUGAUAGCUGCUCUUGAGUUGGGUAUGAUUCUCUUCGUUCAUGUUUCACCUUCUUGUAUGUUGACGGUCAGAAGAAGUGUUGGAAUAGAAGAUGGUUCAUGAAUUGUUUCUGUAAAACAUUAAUUAAACUACUUAUUAUAGCUGUGGUCUUAAACCAAUAUAUUUCCUGGUUGUUUGUUGAUUGUUUUAAUCAGACAAAGGGGAAGCUUCUUUAGUUGCACUGCAACUGCUGUGUGAAACCUUGAGGGAACAGAACUACUGGGAAUGAUAGUUCUUUGCUGGGGUCGUUCAGUGGACACUUGGGAGCAAUGUGUUCCUUGCCCCACGGUUGAGGCACGUAACCGUGCUCGUCCCAGCCCUCGGAUGCACGUCCAAAUCUCCUGAGCCUGUGCCUGCAGUCUCUGCCACCACCAGAGGCUGCCAGAGCUGAAUAAUUGAUAGAAAGCAGCCCUGAAGACAUGCCGUCCUGGGUAAGAUUGAUUUCCCCUUGAAGAGCUAAACUAUGAAAUUCUCAGUAUUCAUUUGGCAAUAAUCGGUCGUAAAUAGAAGGGAUGGAAUUGAUCGAUAUCUGUGUGUGAAGUACGUGGACAAUUCUCCCCAGAAAAUCCUCGUUGUUGAAACUGGGAUUCCUAAUUUGAACUGAUCUGUCAAGGUCUCUUCUUCUCUAAUCAAUGAGUUUCGAGGCUUGAGCGUGUUUGAGUGAGUUUAGAGUGACAGAUCUCUGGUUUAAUGGCUUACUACCAGAGUAUACAGAUUGCACGAAGUAAAGCGAUGUAGGGCAA